Emiliania huxleyi CCMP1516 is the source of this 1983-nucleotide messenger RNA. RefSeq lists its product as hypothetical. Bases 1 to 1983 code for a protein of 660 amino acids. NCBI's taxonomy places the organism in Eukaryota, Haptophyta, Isochrysidales, Noelaerhabdaceae. The record is from RefSeq and is a predicted model, not a curated record. The transcript is spliced from 7 exons.
AUGCCGGCGUCAGCAGCCGACGAGUUCGAGCCGCCCACUGAGCUCGAGGUCCAGGUCCUGGGACACCUGCUCGGCAAUCUCUCGAGCGCGGCGCUCCUCCUCCUCGGCUGGCUGACCUUCCAGCUCUGGCGCGACUACAUCUCGACCAUCCUCGCCGCGUUCAUCGUGUCGCAGGCGAUGCGGCGCAUGCGCGAGCGGAUGGUCUCCGAUGUCCGCUCCCUGCGGGCGCCCUCGGAAGCGCCGCUCCUCCGUCGCGUCGGCGGCGCGAGCUUGCGGCACGCGUGGGCGUGCCCUCCGCUGCUGCUGCUCGCCGUGGUGGUGCCGCUGCUGCUGCUCGCGGACUACACCUCCUGGGGAUGGGUCGGCACCGCGUGCGCCAGCGCCGUGGCGGUGGUGGUGGCGCUCCUCUCGGACGAGAGCCUGGUCACGCUCGCGCUCGUCGGCCUGGUCUCGCUCGUCGCGUGCGUGAGCCUCGUGCUGCUGCUCCACUCUCUGGCGCGGGUGGCGUCGGACGACGACGUGGCUGCGGCCGUCGAGCAGGCGGCUUGCGCUACGGGCCGCCUGCGGGUCGGGGAGGGUCGGGGGUCGGGGUGGGUCCUCUCGAGCGGGCGGUCGGUCGUCUACUCCGGCAUCGCAACGCUCUCCGAGGAGCGGGCCUCCGCGCUGCCGGCGGACCCGCGCUGGUCCGGCGAGGGGGCCGUCCGCCGCCAGCCAACUUGCGCGAGCCGCGUGCUGCAGCUGCUCGAGUCGGGCCGUAACACCACCGAGGUGCUGGGCGCGGUGUCUGCGGCGCUCUUCUUCACCAUCUCGGACCUCUACGCCGAGCGGCGGCUGCAGCAGCAGGCCGACGCCUCGCACGGCCGCCCGCUCCGUCGCCCCUCCCGCGCACCCGCCCUCCCGCGCACCCGCCCUCCCGCGCACCCGCCCUCCCCUCUCCAGGCCGGCGUCUCGCAGUACGUCAACGGCUUCUCGCUCGUGCUCGGCGUGUACAUGUUUGGCCUGCAGGGCCUCCUCUUCGGGCCGCUGCUCGUCUGCGGCGCGAAGCGCAUGUACGAGUACACCGGCCACAUCAUACAGCAGGCGGAGCUCGGGGAGGCCUCGCGGCCGGCCGGAGGCAGCGACAGCGACAGCGACGACGAUGCAGAGUGCGCCGCGGCGGCCGCCGCGAGCGCCGUACCCGUUCGAGCGCGCCUCUCGGGCUCUCGGGGCGGCAGCCCCCGCAUCGAGCGGCGCGGCUCAGGCGCGGUGUCGCCAGUCCCGACCAGGGCCCCGACCAGGACGGCGGCGGCAAAGGACGCCGCGGACGCGGCGGCGGCAGCGGCGGCGGCGGCGGCGGCGAGACAGGCGAGCCAGGUGUGCGCGGAGGCUGCGGUGCGGCAGAGCGAGCCUCCAGGGCUGGAGAGCCGCGGCUCCAUCGAGGUGCUCUCCCGCGAGGCGCUCAAGACGAUGCGCCGCUUCUCCUUCUUCUCGCCGCCCUCGCGCCUCGGCGGCGCGCGCCGCGCCCCGGGCGCCGCGCCGCGCCCCGACGUCGCCGAUGCCGGAGCCGCUUCGGCGCGUCUCUUCGACGUGUGCGUGCGCUGCGACGGCUCGCACGGCCAGUGCAUCCGCCUCUCGGUGUGCCCCGAGACCGAGUGGGACGACCUGCUCUCUUGCGUGACGGACCGGCUCCGCCGGCUCGGCUUCACCGCGCCGGCGCAGGCGGCGGUCGCCCUCCGCGCCGCGGGGGGGCUGCUCGUGGCGAGCGCGAGCGACUUGCGGCCUAACGAGGUCCUCGACGCGGAGAUCCGCGACGGGGCGACGCCGCGUAGGACAUCGCUAGACUUCCGCCUCGCUGCCGACAGCAGCAAUGGCAGCGCGGCGGAGGCGAUGGCCGCUGCCGUGGCAAGUGCGCCCGUCACGGCGUCACCAUCAGGCAGGGGCACGCCCGACACACCGAGCGCUUCCCCUGCGUUCGGAACGCGGCCGACGCAGUUGACUCUUUAA